AUGACGUCGAGAAGGAAGUACAAUAUAGGAGACUUCAUUCAGUAUGCCACGGGCAAGCUUGCGACCGAAUAUGCAGCAAUCGCGGACCUAGAUACAUACAAAUUUUCCGAGAAAUUCUAUCUGGACGAGCGUAACAAGCCUUGUCGGCGACUCAUGCUCCUGGUUGGCCAUUAUUGGAGAAGAAGCAGUGGUCCGCCCGUAUGGGCACAUGCGACGGGUACUCAAAUACGAUAUUACUCAGGCGAAGGAGUUCAAGUUAAUCCAUUGAUCUUGGAUAACUAUGGCUUCCGAGUAUACUACGAUAACCCAUUCAACGCCAUGAGCGGUGUUCACAACUCCAGUAAUUCGAAGUCCCGCAUGAUCCCGGAGCGCAAGCUUGAGCGAGCUUUGGUGGAAUCCGUCAUCAACUUUAUCUUUCUAGCGAAAGGACAACUGGUCCAUGCUCUUGACCUAGAGAGCCCAGAUAUGUUAGGAAGCUUCAGGCUGGCGUGCAGAAAUUUUGCGCAACACCGGAAGAAGCCUAAAAUUGCAGGGGAAUCUCUAGAUAAACAACUUUUGGAUAUUGAAGCAGAGAACGCAACGAUACAAGAGCAGGCCCAAUAUGCUGGCCACAAUGGAGGGAGCGAUGAGUUAGUGCUUCAGGAUAAAGAGCCAACUUCUACGGUUCCUGCCAAACGCUCCUUUGCAGACCUGGCCGACAGUACAUCUGAUGAUUCAUCACAGAACUCCAACAAGCGUACAGUCCCAUUCGAGCACUCCAGCAGCUACGGAACCGAAAAGUACGCCGAAUUAGAACUUGAGGUGCAGGCUCUCAAAGCCAAGCUCCAAGAACAGGAAGUCAAACUUCAAGAACAGGAAGCCAAGAACGAUGUCAUCGAAGCGGAGCUCGCCCGACAAAAGGCCAAGAAGCGAGUACUACGAACGCAGCGUGAGGAAUGGAAAGAGAAGUACAUCAAUCAACAGGCGCUUGCUGAAACUGUUGCCGACAGUGCUAAACAAGAGGAAGAGGAUGGAGACUGGAAAGCAAUGUUUUUCGAACAAGAGAAAAAGACAGAACACUACAAGCUGAAGUACACUGCCUUGGAAGACGAGAAGGAGCAAUGGAAGGUGCGAGCAGCGGAGCAAGAGAAGAAGAUUAAAGAACAUGAGGCCCAAAGUACCAGCAGAGGAACGGAUCUUACACAGGAGAGCGGUGAGAGCCAUUACAGUGAACGACAUCCCGAACCUAUCAGAAACUCAGACAAACACAUCGAAGAUGAACGCAAACAUGUUGAGCAAAAGACCAAAAGGGAGCGAAACAUGCUGGAUUUCGUAUUGAGAGGCAAUAUCUUUGUCGAAGGAGCUAAAUAA
Molecule: messenger RNA, 1350 nt
Organism: Alternaria alternata
Lineage: Eukaryota; Fungi; Ascomycota; Dothideomycetes; Pleosporales; Pleosporaceae
Exons: 3
Coding region: 1-1350 (449 amino acids)
Source: RefSeq, a predicted model, not a curated record